AUGCACCAGGCCAUAAAGGAAUCGAUGUCCCUUGCAACUGGGGUGAGUCUCCUGCCGAUCGUGUCCGUGGCGGUCCGUCUCGACAAUCACCUGACGUACGCGUUCGAUCUGUGCGACCUCACCGAGCUCAACUGGAAGAAGUCGGGCCUCAAGAUUCCCGAGGACAACAGCAUGCUGACGCCCCUCGCCACCUCCUUGCCCGACCAGCUCACGCUCUGCACGCACGACGGAGUAGAAAAGAUCAAGGUCUGUUUCGUGGGUGGCACCAUCACGUUGUGUGGACGCCAAACCGCACUGUUCGAUCGCGUGACCACUUCGGGCGACGGAUCGAGCCUGCACGCGCACGGACGCGAUCCGGAAGGCAAGCUCUGGUCGGUGAAACUUGGCUUUACGUCCAAAAGCGCCCAUCCGCGCGCCGACUGCGAUUGGGACGAUAUCGAACAGAAGAAUCUGCGCGCUCAGGAAUUCGAACCCCACGUGGAACCCGACACGAGCAAAGAGGUCAUCCACGAAAAGAAGAAGAAGAAGAAGAAGACGAUCGAUGACGAUGAGGUGUGGGUCGGAAUCAAGGCUUGGUCCGGCGGCAUGGCCGUUUUCGGUCUCUUUAUCACCUGGCUUCGGUCCAUUGAUUGA
Messenger RNA from Acanthamoeba castellanii str. Neff, 633 nucleotides. RefSeq lists its product as uncharacterized. The transcript has 3 exons. Bases 1 to 633 code for a protein of 210 amino acids. Lineage: Eukaryota; Discosea; Longamoebia; Acanthamoebidae. The record is from RefSeq and is a predicted model, not a curated record.